Molecule: messenger RNA, 143 nt
Organism: Cercopithifilaria johnstoni
Lineage: Eukaryota; Metazoa; Nematoda; Chromadorea; Rhabditida; Onchocercidae
Source: the annotation of a GenBank genome assembly
AUGAUGAUGAUGAUGAUGAUGAUGAUGAUGAUGAUGAUGAUGAUGAUGAUGAUGAUGAUGAUGAUGAUGAUGAUGAUGAUGAUGAUGAUGAUGAUGAUGAUGAUGAUGAUGAUGAUGAUGAUGAUAGAAGUAAUAAGAAGUAA